Tripterygium wilfordii is the source of this 1212-nucleotide messenger RNA. RefSeq names its product early nodulin-like protein 2. Bases 5 to 1123 code for a protein of 372 amino acids. The record is from RefSeq and is a predicted model, not a curated record. Gene Ontology annotation, molecular function: electron transfer activity. NCBI's taxonomy places the organism in Eukaryota, Viridiplantae, Streptophyta, Magnoliopsida, Celastrales, Celastraceae. Gene Ontology annotation, cellular component: plasma membrane. The transcript has 2 exons.
UCUAAUGGAGUACUACUUUCACAAAUCUCUGUGUCUUUUCUUUGCAUUUCUUGCUUGCUUUGUUCUCUCUUCCUCUCAAGCCUACAAGUUCUUUGUUGGUGGCAGUGAUGGCUGGGUUAAGAACCCAAAUGAUCCUUACAAUCACUGGGCUAGAAGGAAUCGAUUCCGAGUCAAUGACACUCUCUAUUUUGCGUACAAGAAGGGAGAAGAUUCGGUGUUGGUGGUGAACAAACAUGAUUACUACAACUGCAACACUAAAAGGCCAAUCAUGAAAAUGGAGGGUGGAGAUUCAGAGUUCAAGUUUGAUCGAUCUGGUCCAUUCUUUUUCAUUAGCGGUAAAAAACACCAUUGCGAGAAGGGACAAAAAAUUAUUGUUAUUGUAUUAGCAAUGAGGACUAAGCCACUUCCAAUACCACCACCACCCAAAACCCUACCACCGGUUGCUCAGCCUCCAAAAACCACCGUGGAACCUCCUUCUUCCACCGCUAUGCCACCAUCUCCUACACCACAUUCUCAAAGGGCUCCUGUGCCUUCCCCCAAUAGCUCCGGAUUCUCACCAGCACCAACACCCAAAACCCCGUCUCCGCUUGCUCAGCCGCCAUCAACCACCGUGCCAACACCGUCUCCGGUUGCCAAACCGCCAUCCCACUCAUCACCAUCUCCUGUGCCUUCCACCAAUACCCCUUCCUUUUCACCAGCUCUAGCACCAGCACCCAAAAUCCCAUCUCCUGUUGGUCUUCCGCCAUCAACCACCGUUCCGAUACCGUCUCCAAUGGCUAAACCACCAUCCUCCGGAUCACCAUCUCCGGUUCCUUCUCCUAAAAGCCCUGCAUUUCCACCAAUCACAUCCCCACCUGCAGGAUCGCCACCCACAUCAACCCCUGCUCUGUCCCCUGUUCCAGCCGGGUCUCUCACAUUGGAGCCAUCGCCUUCAAUAAUUUCACCAUCAUUGGCUCCGGUGAGCAAUCCUUCAGCAGAAUCACCUGACUCUGAGACUCCAACAAACCGUACUGAUCCAUCACCAGCCCCAGCCCCGUCGAGUUCAUUUGUUGUAACUCCUUCCAGUCUAAUGGUGUUUGCUGUUACAGCUUUGAUUAGUAGCGUCUUUGUUGGCCUUGCUUAGACUUCUAGAAUAAUUUGGUGGGGGGGUGUUUUAACGUUCUUAUUUCUGGUUUUAAUUAAAUUUAUUAUUAGGGUUAUUUUGGUUUGAAA